Molecule: messenger RNA, 1738 nt
Organism: Strongylocentrotus purpuratus (purple sea urchin)
Lineage: Eukaryota; Metazoa; Echinodermata; Echinoidea; Camarodonta; Strongylocentrotidae
Product: putative nuclease HARBI1
Exons: 5
Coding region: 220-1257 (345 amino acids)
Source: RefSeq, a predicted model, not a curated record
GGGUCCCGUAUUAUAAAACAGUUACCGUAGCGGUAAGUGCUCAUUUGAGCGGUAAGUCUCAAAAGCAGCGGUAACUUUAAGAUAAACGGUAAAUAUCCGUUGCAUAAAAACUUACCGCUGGACUUGAGCGGUAAGUCUAUAAAGAUCAGCGGUAAGUCUAUAAAGAUCAGCGGUAACAUUACCGCUACCCUCUGAGCUUGCGGUAACACUACCGUAACUAUGGCUGCGAUACUGGCUGUCUUGCAGCGUCGUGGAUAUGAAAGGGCGAGGAGGAGGGAGCGGAUCUUCAGAGAUCGCAGCCAGCCGUUGGAGUUGGGGGAUGGUGACAUUUUCCGGAAGUACCGGUUUACUAGGGAUGGUUGUAUGCAUGUUAUCAAUUUGAUUCGGCCCCUGUUGCAGCACGACACCCAACGGAAUCAGGCACUUCCCCCAGAGCUGCAAGUUUUCAUAGCUUUGAAUUUUUAUGCAACGGGGGCAGUGCUUGAUUCCACGGCCACGAUUCAUGGCAUCACCCGCUCAACAGCAUCCAGGGUAAUUCACCGUGUGUCAGUGACCCUCGGCACACUGAAACAUGAGAUAAUCAAGUUUCCAACGACAAUGGAAGAAGUCAACAGAGCCCAAGUGGAUUUCUUCAACAUAUCAGGCUUUCCCCAGGUCAUAGGAGUGGUCGACGGAACACACAUUAGACUAAAUGGAGCUCCCUUGGGCCCUGGUGAGCACGUCUAUAUGAACAGAAAAGGAUAUUACUCCAUCAACACCCAAAUAAUUUGUGAUACCAAUUACAAGAUCAUAAACAUUUUGGCACGCUGGCCAGGCAGCACUCACGACAGCAGGAUAUUUCAGAACAGCAGAGUUGGACAGACUUUUGAAGAUCUACAACAGCAUGGUCUACUUCUUGGAGAUUCGGGUUACGCUUUAAGACCAUACCUGAUGACACCAGUGCUAAAUCCAAGGACUCCUGCAGAACAGGCUUACAAUAGAGCACAUGCUACCACGAGAGUGAGAAUCGAACAAGUCAACGGCCAACUAAAGCACAAAUUCAGGUGCUUACUGAAUGGUAUGCAAAUGGCACCCAGAAGAGCGUGCAAGAUCAUCACUGCAUGCGCCGUAUUGCACAAUGUGGCUAAAGAUUUGAAGCAGCCUGAUGAAGUAGACUUUGGUAUUGAACAACAUGAACACGAACCAGACAGGGACGACCACAUUGUAGACAACGGCUUAGCCAUCAGAAACACUAUUAUUGCCAAUUAUUUCCACUAGAUUUUUAUGAUGAAGACUUCUAUAUACUGUAACCAAGAAUCUUUUUCAACAUUCACUGUCACUGACCUUAUUGUUUAUCUAUAUUUUAUAUCAUUCAAACAUACUUAUUUUUAGGGUGGACUUCCCCUGCUUUAAAACACCAUUUUGGGUCAUCUAUAAGUUGACACAUUAAUUCUUUUUAUUACUGCACUAUUUAGUUGUGACAAUAUUGUUGAAGUAUACUUGUACUAUAUAACUCAAGUGGUAGUAAUCUUCUGUUUGCAUUGAGAAUCUUAAUCAAUUCAGUACUGCAUUCAACCGGGGGGGGGGGGGGGAUUAAUUGCUAAGGUAGCACCAAGCCAAAAUUCAAAUUUCACGGAAUCGCCGGGCUAGGGCAUGUUCUGCUGACCUGCCAAUAGUCAUAUUGUUUUAUAAAUUUGUAUAUGAAUGUGACAUCAUAUUCAAGGCCCUCUUUCAAUGAAGUGUGUAAGAUAUCCUUUAG